AUGGCGUCCGACGACAAGAAGGUGUAUACUAUUGGUAGCCGAAAAUCGCAGUUGGCUCUUGUGCAGACCCACAUUGUCCGUGAUACAUUGCAAAGUCUGUAUCCUGAAUAUGAAUUCAAAGUGGAAGCCAUGUCCACCACCGGCGACCGUAUCCUUGACGUUGCAUUGAGCAAAAUCGGUGAGAAGGCAUUGUUCACAAAGGAACUGGAAGUGGCAUUGGAAGACGGACGAGUGGAUUUCGUUGUUCACAGCUUGAAAGAUCUUCCUACCACCUUGCCUCCUGGCAUGUUUUUGGGCGCAGUCACCGAAAGAGAAGAUCCCAACGAUGCCCUCGUAUUAUCACCCAAGUGGAAAGGCUAUUCUUUGGCUAGCUUGCCUGUAGGAGCCGUCAUUGGUACAAGCAGUUUGCGUCGCGUAGCUCAGUUGAAACGUCGAUACCCGUCCUUGGUAUUCAAAGAUGUGCGUGGCAACUUAAAUACACGAUUAUCGAAAUUGGACGAUCCCAAUGGAGACUAUGCGGGUAUCAUCUUGGCAGUAGCAGGAUUGGUUCGAUUGGGUCACGCAGACCGCAUUUCUCAAAUUUUACCACCCAACGAUUCGUUGCACGCCGUCUCGCAGGGCGCUCUUGGCAUUGAAUGCCGUGAGAAUGAUAUGCACUGUCGCCGAUUGUUGGAGAAACUGAGCCACGAUGCCACACGUAUUCGAUGCGUCAGCGAACGAGCGCUCAUGCGUGCCCUUGAAGGCGGUUGCAGCGUUCCUAUUGGCGUAAACACAUUAUUAAAAGAGGACAGUUUAAGCCUCCGAGGUCUGGUUGCUAGCGUGGACGGUCAAACGGUGGUGGAACAUGAAGAAGCAAUAUCCUUUACCGAUGCCAAUGACGUGGAAGCCAAAGUGCAACUGGCUGAAAAGCUUGGAAAUACCGUAGCUCAAAAGCUGCUCGACAUGGGGGCCGGAGCUAUUCUCCAGGAAAUUCAUCAGAAAACAGCUUUAUAA
Radiomyces spectabilis is the source of this 993-nucleotide messenger RNA. Its product is annotated as porphobilinogen deaminase. Gene Ontology annotation, molecular function: hydroxymethylbilane synthase activity. NCBI's taxonomy places the organism in Eukaryota, Fungi, Mucoromycota, Mucoromycetes, Mucorales, Radiomycetaceae. Gene Ontology annotation, cellular component: cytoplasm. The record is from RefSeq and is a predicted model, not a curated record. Gene Ontology annotation, biological process: heme biosynthetic process. The coding region runs from base 1 to 993 and encodes 330 amino acids. The transcript is spliced from 3 exons.